AAUCAACAAAGAAUUCUUGUUCCGGUUAGAGGAGCAUUACGGGUUGAGUGGUCUAUAGAACAAAAUUAUUUAACGAUACUUCCGGUGGUUUAGAAUUUAUUUUACUCAUAUUUCACGCAUACAUGUUGUAUAAAUGGCUGGAUUGGAUUUAAUAACUAUAAUAUUAGCUGGAUUUUAUUUUGAAAACCUGUUUCUGGCGAUAUUGACCGCAAAUUUCCAACUUCACAGUCUGCUCUCAUGGUUGCGCUGGAAUCCAGCGGCUCUUUCUAGAAAGCGAAUGCAGGACGUCAUUCACUAUACACGGGUCUUAACGCAUCCAGGUGAGAGGUGAAAAGAGUCCUGCUCAUUGUGUUCUAUGGCAUGGCAUAUAUGACGCCACAAUGCUUGAGUUUGUUAUACAACAAAAAUGUUUGUUCGGGUUAUUCAUUAAAAAAAUAACUCCAAACUUUAGAAACACAUGGUAAUAUAAUUAUAUGUCUAUUUUAUGUGGCAGAACUUGAAUAGUUUACUGACGUGCUAAAAAAGGUGCUCCCCUAAAACGCAUUUCGGUUUUAACUGAGCUGUGAUGCUCCGGUCCAGAUUUAUUCCACAUGUGUACAUAUAUACAGCAUUAGUCAAUGUCGGAGGAGAACAGGUUGAAAAAACCCACUGGAUGUUAUUCUUACAACCUUUACAAUAAUGUGUAAUAAUGGUUAUAAUAUAUUAGUUGAUAUAUUGCUUUGAGAGUUUGCGUGUAUAGAAAAAUGCAACAGAACCUGUGAACUAGCGCCACCUGCUGCCCACCAGGCGCCAUGACACAGGCUCAGGCUCUGCCCUGGUCUCAGCUCUGUCCAUGAGUCAGCAUCAGUGCAGAGCUGCAGGUCACUGAGCUCUGCUGCUUGUCAUUACAUGGUGCCUGUGCUUUUCCUCCGCCACGCCUGCAUGUUCCACACAAACCAUGGAUCAGUUUCAUGGAUUAUUUGUUAAAAUAGACCAAAACAAUGAUGGAUUCAUCUCAGUGGCAGAGCUCCACGAUGAAAUGAGGAAGCACGGGAUCCUGUCUGCAGACGGCCGAGUCCAGAGCAUCAUUGAUUCUUAUGAUAAAAACAAAGACGCCUUGUUGGACUAUGAGGAGUUCCUCAGCUACAUGAUGGACAGAGAGAAGAAAUGGAAAAUUCACUUUCAUGACCUCGACAGGAACAAGUGUGGGGCAAUUGACCAGGAGGACAUCAUAAGUUUGUUUAAGGAGUUAGGAGUGGUCAUUUCAAAGGCGAAGGCGAACAAAAUUAUACAAAUGAUGGAUAAAGACAGUUCCAUGACAGUUGACUGGAAUGAAUUCCUGCAUCACGUCAUCCUCAACCCUGUGGACAACAUCGGGGAGCUGGUGUCCUCGUGGAAACACAGUCUGGUCUUUGAUGUAGGAGAGAGUCGUGCGGUGCCUGUCGAGUUCCCUGAGGAGGCGUCUGCCUCCGGUGCGUGGAGGACGUUUGUCGUUGCGGCAGGACUGUCGGACGCUGUGUCUCGGACGGUAACGGCUCCCAUCGACCGGCUCAAGACUCAGCUACAGGUUCAUGGAUCCAAGGCCUUCUCCCAAGGCGUUCAGGAGAUGAGGGCGGGGGGUCUACGCUCGAUGUGGCAAGGGAACGCCGUCAACGUGCUGAAAGGAACGCCGCAGUCCACGCUGCAGUGCUUUAUCUACGCACAGACGAAGGUGUACACCCAGAACCAAACUCAGCAGACUCUGACAGUGCAGCAGCGCUUCGGGCUGGGCUGCGUCUCCGGCGCCGCUGCUCACGCUGCCUUCUACCCUUUAGAGGUGUUGAAGGUGAGGCUGAACCUGCAGCAAGCUGGAACCUACAACGGCGUUGUGGCCUGCGCCCGAUCCAUUUACAGACAGGAGUCUCUGUUGUCCUUUUACAGAGGGUUCCAGCCCAGCAUCCUUUGCAUGGUGCCCUAUGCAGGGGUAGAGUGUGCAGUGUAUCAGUCCAUCAUGAACUGGGCAAAGAGUGAUCCAGCCUACAACAGUGACUCCAAACUGUUCUUCUUCAGUUUUGUGGCCUUUGCUUCUGGACAAAUGACCAGCUACCCACUGGCAGUGAUCCGGACCCAGCAGCAGGCACACGCUUUCAGCUCAGAUUCACGUCCAGCCUCGGGUGUUUUACAAGCACUAAUUGGGAUAUAUGACAGACGUGGAAUUAGAGGAUAUUAUAACGGCAUGGGAGCCAGUUUUGUCAGGGCUGUUCCCUGUGCUCUGAUAAACUACACUUUGACUAGGAUGUUUGAAAACCAGCUGUCCUUCCUAGAAUCCUAAAAGUCAUUAAAGUCAUUGGGUUCUUUGCUUGUGUGACCAUCACAGCAGCGUCAUAGUUUAAUCAGAAACAAUAAGACAGAUAUAGCUGUAAACAAUUACAAACAGUGACGCACCAUGACAGUGUUUAUGAUCAAAUAUGAAACAACUCUGUAUUAGUGGUAAAUAUAUUGUGUGUAAUUGGCUGAAAGCAACAGACAUUGUACAUUGUACAAACCUGAUGCAAAGUUGGUUUUAACAUUCUAAAUUAUAUAUAUCUAUAUAAAAUUUGUCCAAUAAAACCCUGGUCGUCAAAUCAGGUGGUAUUAUUGUUUGACAACUUAUCAGAAAAUCUGAUAUCAAUAGCAGUGUUUACAAGUAUAUUUCU
This is a messenger RNA of Betta splendens (Siamese fighting fish), 2654 nucleotides long. RefSeq names its product solute carrier family 25 member 24, like (gene slc25a24l). The record is from RefSeq and is a predicted model, not a curated record. Gene Ontology annotation, molecular function: calcium ion binding; ATP transmembrane transporter activity. The transcript is spliced from 10 exons. Gene Ontology annotation, biological process: transmembrane transport. NCBI's taxonomy places the organism in Eukaryota, Metazoa, Chordata, Actinopteri, Anabantiformes, Osphronemidae. Bases 938 to 2290 code for a protein of 450 amino acids.